UGCGCGCCUCUUUGGUCCCGGUAGCGCUGCAUCUCCUGGCGCUUCCAGCGAUAGUAAGUUGCGAAGAGUCGACUUCUUCGAAAAUGGUGAUCCAUUGGUAGCUGGUGGAGAUAGCUUGCCUGGAAUGGAAUGUGAAGGAGACUAUUUUCAAGUAGACUCGCAGGUAGUACAAGAACACACUCAAGUACAACAGGUAGUUCAGCAACAGCUGCAAAAUUCUGGGACGACACGCUGUCCUCCAGGUACUGGACAACAACAACAUGGUAGGACCACACGUGAAGAUUGUCCGCCACUACCACUACCACCUGCAGUGGCACCUCCAGACGAAGAAUUUGUGCAGAACAAGCGGCUCUGUAAGUUAAGGGCGUGGGAAAUCCAUCCCCAAAGCGACUUAUCUGGAAGAAGAAUGAAAACAAGAAGAAGGGACCCAGAUGAGGGCUGGGAUGAAUUUCCUACAACGUCUAAGUAAAGGACUAGACUCACCCGCACAAGCAGGCAAGAGACUUCUGCGCGAAUUGCUAAAGCAUCAUGCUGAAGAAAUGUUAAACCAUUGGAUUUUUGAUUCCUGGCGAACAGUGGCCUUCGACUUCGAAGGGUUCCGUUUGAAAGCACUGCCACUACUCGUUCGCGCAGCUUACAAUAUACCGAUUCCAGAAAAAGAGAAACAAUAUUGGGGGAAAGCAUUGCCGAAAAGUGACCAAACACAAGAAGAGGAGACUCAGGUACUGAUUUUGAUUUGACUCUGCUGCUGGAGUGUAUACUUAUGGAGUAUCUUCGUGAUCUGUGUUGUAGCUGUGGACUGCCUAGGCAAUGAUAAUCAAUUUGAUGUGAUUUCUCGCCUUCUGGCUAGGGAAUCAUUGAUGAUUGGACUCAAAUGUGUAACUCAUUGUCAACUGUGUCCAGGUACCAGUAAGGAGAAGAGAGAAUCAGGGCGUAGACGACGACAUACGGCGCAUGGGUCCACGAGGAAGAGCGAAUGGCCUGUCACCUGCGGCAGCCCUUGAAGCUAGUGUCCUGGAUGGCUUGAUUUUAUGACGCUGCAUAAGUCAGGGAAAUCGUAGGCAGAUUGCCGAGUAGAUUCAGAUCAUCACCAAGGCCCACUUUUUGAAAUCAAUUUGAAUGGAACACUAGGAUUUGGCAUUUAAGAUUUGACUGUUACAAACUAGCAUCCACAAGCUUCGCCCGGCUUCAGUUUCGCACUUUUCUGCCUCCCACGGGCUGCGGCCGCUAGAGUAGAGACAGCCCGCGGGUGAGCUGUUGCACCCUGCGAAUUGGCUAGGAGGUCUUUCGUCAAAGGUCUGCUCUCCUCUUAGGUCUCUUCUUUCGUCGCAGGUUUUUCGUGGAAGGUCUUCCGUCGAAGGUCUUUCGUCGAAGGUCUUGCUGCGUCAAAGGUCUUGCGUCAAAGGUCUUGCGUCGAAGGUCUCUCCCCGUCAAAGGUCUGCUGUCAAGGGUCUUCCGCGCAAGGUCUCUCGUGUCAGGUCUUUUGCCAAGGGUCUUGCGUCUAAGGUCUUUCGUUCAGGGUCUUUUUUCGAAGGUCUUCUGUCAGAGGUCUCUCGUCGAAGGUCUUUCGUCAAAGGUCCUUCGUCAAAGGUCUCUCGUCAGAGGUCUUUCGUCGAAGAUCUUUCGGCAAAGGUCUGGCGUCACAGGUCUCGCGUCGAAGGUCUUUCGUCAAAGGUCUGCCGUCAGAGGUCUUUGGUGGGAGGUCUGCUGUCAAAGGUCUCUGGUGAGAGGUCUGCUGUCCCGGGUCUUUCGUCAGAGGUCUCUUGCCAGGCGUCUUCUGUCAGCGGUCUUGCGUCAGAGGUCUUUUGUCAGAGGUCAUCUGUCACAGGUCUUGCGUCGCUUCGGACUUCUCUUCGCAGCUUGCGCCUCUACCACCGUCGGGCAUUUUUCUGGCUUCUUUUCUGGUAGUCUGCCACGGGGCCGCAACGUAUUCCCCAACAUGAAAACGGUCGGAGACUAUCGCGGAUCGAGAUGGAGGGGAAGGGGCCGGAGGCUAAGAGCAAUAGCCCCGCGGGAGAAGUGGACUAGUCUCCGGUGGAGUAGGCGGGGAGUUUUGUGGCGGUGAUUAGUGGCGUGGCUAAAUAUAGAGCAAUAAUAUAGAGCAAGAAUAUAGAGCAAUAAUAUAGAGCAAUAAUAUAGAGCAAUAAUAUAGAGCAAUAAUGUAAAGCGAUGAUAUGGCGUGGUAAUAUCGAGUAAUAAUAAAGGGCAAGAGUAUAGAUUAAUAAUAUAGAUUUUUUUUUGUAAUGUUUUUUACCUAUCAACUUAUAAUAAUUUGUUGAGACGUGAGGGUGAUCAUGAUCGUGUUCCUUUCAUCUUAUCCCGGAGACCCUGGGUGGCCCGAAGCUUGUAAACGUCGUCAUGGCGCAAGAGUUUGGUCCGUUGUCACCCAGUCACGCAAACCUAUGGAUUAUGGCCAAGACCGAAGCGCCUUUGGAAGUGCGGCGAAGAUGUUUGCACAGGAAAGACGCAUGGAUGAGCUCGUUGCAGCCUCUCGCCGUCUAGCUGAGAAAGCGGCAGCAAAAUCGAAGGAGCUGAAACAAGUAAGAAAGACUUUCAUUCCAGAUUCUACUCGGAUUUGUUGUCCCUAAGAGGGCAGUUGUCCACAGAUUUCUUGUCCCUAGGUUUGUUUCAAAUAAUACUUGUGGAGGCAUUGUUUCCUAUAGAGUCUUUGGUCAUCAGUACAACAAAUGGCUAUGAGACGGUAUUAUCUGUCUCGAUGAAGAAUUCAUCUCAAGGUUUCCAGUGCAACAACGGAUUAGAGGUGAUAUCGUGUUAUCUUCAUGGUCUCCGUUAUUUGUAAAACAUCGAGCAUCCAUCAUACAUCUAAUAAAACAGCGAGCAUCCAGAGGACAGCACAUGUCAUGCGCGGAUAUAUGGCCGAUGUUCACUGCCGAGCCGUUACCUUUGCGGUUGCAUUUCGGAGAAGACAGAAGUCCGGCUUCCGCAGUACACCAGUCAGUAGAUAUGGCUUUGUUUGCUAACGGAGUCCAGUAUGUUGAUAGUAAAAAAAUGUUGAUCUUCAUAGUGUCUUUCAUGUGGCUUCUAGUGUCAGUCUUUCAUGCAUAGGGUUUGAGAAAUAUUUUGAUGUUUAAGCACUCGGUUGUAGAGAGAAGAACAUGAAGCGAUUACGUCUACAACCAAUGCAUUAAAAAUGAAGCGACUUUGGAUCUUCUAAGAGAUACCUGAGCGAUCGAAAUUUCGACCAUACGGUCUCCAUGUUGUUGGAUUUUAGGGGAAAGAGGGAUCCUAUUCCACUCGCGGAGCGCAGACAAGGACCAUUACCGAGUCAGAAUAGCGUGCAACUGACCGAAACGGCAAAUUUCGAACAGUUUCUGAGUCUUUAUGAUGCUGAACGUUCCAAGGAGUAAGUGAACGAAGCUCCCUAAGAGAAAGUGAAAGAGUGUGAUGCUUUUUCGAUCAUGUUCUCUUCCUCUUGCUUUUACUGUAGGUAUCUAUAAGAGUGUGUGACCGUGAGUCAAGAAGUUUUGGCAAUCUAGGACAAGAAGUGCACUAAAACUAAUGCUUAUUAACUACUUAGUAGCUGUAGGUGUAGCAGCCUAGACAAGUUCACUGAUACUUAUUAACUAGCUGUAGGACGUCUUACCCCUACGUCUUCCGUAGUUCCACUCUACAACAGUACUAAAAGCUUAUAGAAGACUCUCUGUACAGUAUUAAAAGGCUAUAAACUCUCUGUAUUAAGGUAGGAGUCCGGGGGGGAUCCCCAACCAGAAGUUUCCCCAACCUAACCAAAGCUUACUUGUCUAAGUUAAACCCUACGGUAUUGAAGGCGACUAUCGAGGACCGCCGAGUGACGAUGACGGAGGACCUUCCAGUGACGAGGGCUCGAAGGAUGGACGAGACGACCAUGGACGACACGACAAUGGAGUUGAGCUUCCAACUUUAAGGGAUCUUCCUUCUACUUUGAGGCUCUCAGUAAAAUCGUUUGGACUCCACCGCCCUCUUUUGGACUCCACUGGAUACUUGGUUUGCGAACUGGAUAAAACUGGGAUCACCCUUCCGGCGGUCUCGGCAUACAAAAAAAAAAGAUUAAGUCAGGGUGGGGCACAUGAAUGAAUGACUGCUCUAACUACGGCGGAAGACAUAUCGGCUUCUCUUCGAUUAGCUGAGAAAGUUUUGACGAAUGAACAAGUGGGCCUGCUGUUCGGAUUCGAAAAAAUUCAGAAUCUGAUAGCUGGCGUUCAAGAAUUUAUGCAUCGGCGAUUAAAAAAAGUAAUAGUAGGUAGUGCUGCUUUUGGCAGAGUCUGUCUGUGAGAAGUAGUUUAUUAUAACACCCUCUCCAAGUAGAACGUUUCCCUUAUCCAAAACUGACGAGAAAAUACGAAAAGAUGCUGUAGGCAAGAAGGUGGAUUCCUCUUCAUCUGGCGUGGAGCUGUAAGAUCUGGCUCUAUGUAGGCUCCUUUUCACUCGCUGGCUCGGAGUCUGGAUACGAAUGCUGGGUACACUACUACUAUGUAGUGUCUCUUUUUCACUCAAUUAGUUGCUCAGUCUCUAACGACUUAGCCAAGCCUCCAGUUCCAGUUGGAGCUGCUAGCGGGAGUAGUUCUGCAGGAAGUGGCAUACCAAGUUUCGCUGCUGCGGUGUUUGCGCGUAGUGGCCAUGCUUAG
Molecule: messenger RNA, 4625 nt
Organism: Amoebophrya sp. A25
Lineage: Eukaryota; Dinophyceae; Syndiniales; Amoebophryaceae
Source: the annotation of a GenBank genome assembly